AUGACGAUGACAAUGCCCAUGAAUAUCAUGAGGCUUGGCUACCCUGCACUAGAUCUCUCGUGUUGGGAUGGCUUGCUUAAACUCGACACUGACUCUAAGAAAGCUGGCGGCUCAAGCGGUGAUCUAUUGGAUAUAGAGGCAGAGAAACAAUCUCCUGCACAACCAGAUAUCACUACCAACGGAAAUCAUCUUCAGAGAUAUUGA
Messenger RNA from Microthlaspi erraticum, 204 nucleotides. Lineage: Eukaryota; Viridiplantae; Streptophyta; Magnoliopsida; Brassicales; Brassicaceae. The record is from the annotation of a GenBank genome assembly.